This is a messenger RNA of Daldinia decipiens, 1577 nucleotides long. RefSeq lists its product as uncharacterized. The coding region runs from base 503 to 1216 and encodes 237 amino acids. The record is from RefSeq and is a predicted model, not a curated record. The transcript is spliced from 2 exons. Lineage: Eukaryota; Fungi; Ascomycota; Sordariomycetes; Xylariales; Hypoxylaceae.
ACAGGUGCUCUGCUGUUUGCACAUGUUGUGCUGUCGUACCUACUUGAUAAUUCUUAUCUAGUUCAAUAUCCGACUUUCUCCUAUUUGAAACAUUAAUUUAUAAUUUGAACCGAGUCUUGUGUCUUUCCGCCUUAAAUUUACCAAUCUCACCUCGACUUAUAAUAGCUCGCCUUAGCCACUUACACUUAUACACUUUACACACUUAUCCGCUUAUACGCUUAUACACCUACCUACCUACCUAGGUAUACAUUCAUACCUCAAGCUCGCAUACAUAACAAUCGGUAAAGACCAGUAGCGCGCUGCCACCCAACGACUCUCCCCACCUCGUGUCUGCAGCGUCGUCAGCUGUGAAUUAAAAAUACCACAUACCCAAUCCAGAUACUCAAUACCUGCUCUAUCCGAUUGUUUCUCGUAUCGAAUUCCUCGCUCUUAUAAGCCCGCGCGACCGCCUGGUGCGGAGGUGAACGUUCAACUUGAUGCUCGCGGAAAUCCUGGAUAGAAGAUGCGGUUGACGUCCUGCCGACAUGUCGCGCUCCUUUCGAUAACUGCGACCACACUUGCGCUCGCUGAUUCCAUCGUCAAUCCGCUCGAGUACGGGACUUUCGAGGACUUCUCACCCGUCCAUAAGAGAGCGAUCGAUUGCCCCGACAAUUUUUUCAGUUGCGAGGACCGGGGUCCCGUCUUCGAAGGAACUUGCUGUCAGAAUGGACAGCUAUGCGCUUUGGAUGCCUAUAGUUCAGCGGCCUGUUGCCCUACUACAGCAACGUGUACAGGAGUGGCGCCAACCGGUCCAACGCUCUCUGUGUCCUACGUGAGCAACACGUACUUCUCGUUUCCAUAUAUACCGACGUCGUUUGCGAAUUCAGUGGCGUGUACAUCAGCUGUCAACCAGUGCUCGAGGAAUUACGCAUCGUGUGUUUCGGGAUUAGCUGGAAGUAGCGCAGCUUAUGGCGUGACUAUCGUGGUUCCGGGAGGCGGUGGGACGACGGUUGCUGCCACGCAAGCUACCGGGCUUCCCGCGCCGUCGGCAACAUCUGUUUGCUCAAGCCUAUCAUCCGAGGCUUGUUACAACUUGCAAAGUGCCCAAUGCACGCAAGCCGGCACCACCGGGGGGUUCAUCAUCGGCACCGGAAAUGCCGCUGCACGACCUGCCGCUGCUCCUAUGGCAGCCGUCAUUGCCGGCAUCGGAUUGAGUCUCAUUGGAGGUUAUAUAUGAGUGCUUGUUGAAUGACUAUCAUAGCCAGAUGAUUUUUAAAUCUUUAACUGACCUGCCGAUGUGCUCUGGAUCCCGGAGAUCCAAAUACUGAUCGAAUGACGUCAUGAAUUGUUAUGACCCUUUUCUAAACGUGUAUAUUUGGCUGGUGUAUCUAGAUAUGUGCCUUUAAUAUGGGAACUGGGGGCUUUGUGCAUAGAAACGGAACGAAUGAAGGAAUAUUUUCCUUGGACAUCGGGGGUUCGGGAUGGGGACGUGAUCUCAUUUACAUAGUGAGUUAUCAAAAUGAAUGAAACAAUUCCACAAGUAAUUAAAACGAAUUGUCAAUUUGCAUCAUGCCAAGCUUCAUCUACUUGAGUUUUUG